UGAUAGUGAUAAUGACUCGAGAAGGGAUCCGAAUCGUUGCCAACAUGCAGUAAUUCUGUUCUGUCCUGUCCUUCAGCUUCAACGGCAAACCCUGGGCAACAUAGGUAUCCGUGGCAUCGGAUCUCCGGGCCGUCGUCUUGAUGUUGUUUGCAUCCCUUGUUCUUUCUAUCCACUACCACGAGGUGCUAACAAGGUUGAUAAAAGUCCUUCCAUUAACGAGACCAAUCAUCUUGUCCUCUUUCUUAAUGUCGGUGCACUUUCGCGGUCCUUCGUCGAUAUGGCUGCGACUAAGAGCCGUCUUCACUACCAUUACCUGGAAUAUAUGGCUCUGUUUUCCGGAUAGGCUGCGGUCAGUCGUCUAUCGCCGUCUUGCGAGAUGGUAUGGUGUUGGGAGCUGGAACAUAGACCACCUGCCUUUUGGCUUGAUAAUGAAGCAUACUCAAGAACGUCCUCCGACACUCGAGGCAUCGAUCAUCAGUUUUGUCCGAAAGAAUACCUCCAUUCCAGUCCUGGAAGUGUUGGAUACCAUACCCUCACGCCCAUCCCAUCCCGGUGGUUUGAUUAUCAUGAAACCAUCGAGGGUAUUACAUUGCAUGAAUGGCUUUCCCCCCGAGUCACGUUUCCACCAGAAUUUCACUAUUAUCUAGACCUUCUCAUGAAUGGAGAUGGGACUCGGAUUGAUGACCUACGAACUAUUCUUCUAGGAUUUGAGCCCACCGUCGAUCUCUCGGAUUCAUCAGAACUCAUAAGCGAUCUCAAGCAUGCAUUGCUCGAGCUCCGGGCUAUUCCUUCCCCUCCCUCUGGCCAGGUAUCGGGUGCAAAUGGCAUGCCGUUUGUAACCUUGCGUUUCUCAAACCGUGAUAUCCUCCAGCCAUUCGAAAAUAUCGCCGCUUUUCAUGAAAUGCUGCUCCAAUCAUGUGUAAUUGGAAGUCGAAUGCCUCGGCUGCGAAAGCUCGCCAAACCUGUGUAUGCCAAGCAGCAUAGGCUCUGCUUCUCCCAUUCGGAUCUUAGCACCAGUAAUAUCCUCGUCAAGGGCGGCCGUCUCGCAGGAAUCGUCGACUGGGAAACUGCAGGCUGGUUUCCUGAAUACUGUGAGUAUACCAUGCUGCAGAUUCGGAUCAUAUCAAAUGUCAAGGGUUUGCGUAUUUUUUGGGAUGCUGUUGGUGUAUUCGGUCAUGAACAAUAUCGGGACGAAUUAGAACUGGAAAGAGCACUGUUUCGCUCGACUGGAGAUACGGCUUUGGUUCCUGGUAUAAUCCCUGACGAUCCGAUGGACCGACCAAUAUCGGAUGAUGAAGCCGAAUCAUGAUGUUCGAAUGAUGGUUAAGGUCAUAUGUAGUUUUCUCACUUCCACUCUGUAUAUUCUUAUCUUUUUCGUCCACAGUUAAUUAUGGGGCUCAUUUCGCUUAUGAAAGGGUAGUCUAGCCCAGUCGUGGUCGCUAUGUCAUAGUUGGAUUAGAGGAUCAAACCGCAGACCCACAACGGUGCCUAAGGUACUCUCACUCCCAUUGUGACCACCCUUCCGGUGAAGAACGACAUAUACGCAGCUUUAACAAAGGCCGCGAUACCUGGGACCUAUCACUGGAUACUCUACUUU
Molecule: messenger RNA, 1597 nt
Organism: Guyanagaster necrorhizus
Lineage: Eukaryota; Fungi; Basidiomycota; Agaricomycetes; Agaricales; Physalacriaceae
Exons: 4
Coding region: 377-1309 (310 amino acids)
Source: RefSeq, a predicted model, not a curated record